Molecule: messenger RNA, 1901 nt
Organism: Scatophagus argus
Lineage: Eukaryota; Metazoa; Chordata; Actinopteri; Scatophagidae
Exons: 7
Coding region: 252-1187 (311 amino acids)
Molecular function (GO): catalytic activity
Source: RefSeq, a predicted model, not a curated record
AGUUUCUACCACUGCAUUGCACCAAUAAGCGUCCAGAACCUUUUGUGAUGUUUGUGUUUCUGUGGGGGACGAUUAAAGUGUUGCGCCGUCGUAUUAGAGUUAAGUUGAAGUUCGCUAGCGCGCUACACUCAGUAACUUCGUCCAUUUUAUGCGGCCAGAUUUGUUCAUUUUUAAGUCGCUUUGAUUCAAUUUCGUACAUUUAUUCUGUCGGUCGUCUUGUGAGUAAGAGCUUCCAGGCUUGACUGUUAGCGAUGGCGCUGAAAUAUUUACGGACGCCAUUGACACCAAUUUUAGCGGCCUCGUAUAAAAGAAAAAUAUUUGGAGAGUCGGUAAAAGCGAGAUUUUCUUUAACGGCAAAAUCCUUAAGCACUUCAACGGGGGCUGAAGGAGCAGGAACAGCUGCGGGACAGACUGUGGUCACAGAGCGCAGGGGGUCCGUGGUUACUGUGGGGAUAAAUCGCCCUGAGGUGCGUAAUGCGGUGAACCAGGAGACUGCGAGGCGUCUGCUUAAAGAGCUGGAGGCCUUCGACAGUGACCCCGACCUGAAGGUGGCUGUCCUGCAUGGGAAAGGAGGGAAUUUCUGCGCUGGUUAUGAUCUGAAAGAGCUGGCCAAUCACACAACCUCCCUCAAAUUGGAGCAAGAUGUCACCAAGGGUCCUGGUCCGAUGGGCCCGUCCCGUUUGGAGCUAUCGAAGCCGCUGAUAGCAGCGGUGAGUGGCUUCGCCGUGGCUGGAGGGCUGGAGCUGGCGCUGCUGGCGGACCUGAGGGUGGUGGAGGAGAGCGCCGUCAUGGGGGUGUUCUGUCGCAGACUCGGAGUCCCCCUGAUUGACGGCGGCACGGUGCGACUCCCUCGCCUCAUUGGUCUGUCACGAGCCCUCGACCUGAUUCUGACUGGACGGCCAGUCGGGGCGCAGGAGGCUCUUGCCUACGGACUGGCGAACAGAGUCGUCCCCGAUGGCCAAGCUUUAGAGGCGGCCCUGCAGUUAGCCGAGCAGCUCGCCUCCUUCCCUCAGCGGUGUCUUCUGGCCGACCGCUCCUCGGCCGUGUACAGCAGCUACGACGCCGCGUCCUUCACUCAGGCUCUGCAGUAUGAGGUCGACCACGGAGUCCCCGUCAUCCAAUCGGAGGCUGUCGCUGGGGCAACCAGGUUCACCGCUGGAGCAGGAAGAGGAGGAAAAUUCUCGUAGCGUUUAGUUUGCAGAGGCCUCGUGAAGUGUGAUUUGUCAGGUGAUCUAACGCAUCUCGCUGCAUCCACGUCGGACAGUUAAAUUUCCAAACACGUAGCGGAGCUCAGGCUCUGACAGCAGCACUGAACAAACCCGGUUAGCUUCUGCACCGCUGCACGAUUUCGUGUUCAGAUAAAGUCAACUCAUCAGCCACCAUAUUGGCUUAUUAGCUAAUCAUCAAAUUCAGAAGUUGACUUGGUGCAGUUGAGUUGUUUCAAAUACGAGAAGUAAGCAAUGCAAAUUUUGCAUUUUGCAAUAAAGGUUGGUGAGGAUGUGCACUUCGUUCACCCUGGUGUUUAUGUUGUAUUUUAAGGCUUAAUUAUGAUUAUUGAGGUUUGGUGCUGGUUACACAGUGUGUGGUGUUGGGCAAAAAUCAGAAAAAUAUGUUUCUGUGGCGUGAAGGACCGCCUCAAGCUGGGACAACAGGUCAGAAACUGGGCCAAGAGUUUGGUACACGACUUCCUGACUUUGAAUAUGCAACGUAAAUGUGUGCUUGGUGGUCAGAGAGUCUGUUAAUCCCGUGUGUUGCAGAUCAGUUUUUUGCUCACAUGUAAUCUGUAUUGCAGUAUCAGGAUGUGACUGCGAGAUGUAAAGCAAAUGUAACGAUGUGAACGCGAGACAAAAUCACUUUGUAAUCAACAUGUUCUUUCAACACUCUGAGGAAUAAAAUGUGAC